Messenger RNA from Coregonus sp. 'balchen', 21962 nucleotides. The record is from the annotation of a GenBank genome assembly. NCBI's taxonomy places the organism in Eukaryota, Metazoa, Chordata, Actinopteri, Salmoniformes, Salmonidae.
UUUCCCAUGAUACAUUGCGGUUUUGAUCCUCUCGAACACGGCCAUGGACUACUAGCUACAUCACAGUAUAACAUCAGAUAUUGCUAUUCUAAACUCUCUGCUUUGAGUUCUACAGAUUUGUUAGCUGUUUAGUUGUAUGUUUUAGUUUAUUUAGCUUUAUAUGAAAACACCAUGUCUGUGGCGUUUGCACCUCACAGACAACGUGGAAAGGGUGAUAUAACACCCGCUGGAAUUCAAAAGGUAGCUAAUUCAUCUUUAUCACGCACUGCAACAGAAUGGAGGCGGAUAGCACCAGCUGCUGUUGCUAGCUAACUAGCCUAGCCAGCGGCCAGGUCGAACUGUAAAGAGGGAAAUAGAUAGUAACAAUGUUGCUUGGGUAAAGCGCGGUCAAUAUGAACUUCGCGGGAGUAGGAAAAUAAUCUAAAAAUAACUAACAUGUUUAGUCGAUUCGAUGGACUAACAUUGAAUUUGUUACUAAUAUGAAUGGAGGCAUAGGCUAGGGUUUUCUUAGCUAGUUGGAUUGUUAGCGUCUUUUGUUAGCCAGGCACGCACAGAACAGGACUACUAGUAACUAUGACAUUGAUUCUAGCUAGCUAACGUUAGCUAGGUAGUAGUUAGGUAGCUAACGUUGGAGAGAAAGGCAAAAGACCGGUUGAACAGCUAGCUACGAUGUUGCCAUCAACGUCAUGUAUUACUGUACUUUCAAAUAACAUAUAAUGAUUCCAUGAGUAGUCUACAUUGGAAUGGGACAACAGUUUGUCCUGCUGAAGUUCAACCAGUCAAUACAAGCAGCAUUGUUUCCAUGCAUGUUUCCAAUCCCCUUAACAUUGUAUUUAGGCUACUGUAUUCUCUCAUAUGUAACAGGUCAGAUUGCAAACAUUACUGGAUAGGAAGAUACAGUUGUCUGUUUUCUAUAGGCCUAUCCCAAAAAAAAUCAGUUUUCUUCCAGUUUUGCUCUGUCAUGUUUCAGUUACUGGAUGAGAACAAUCAGCUGAUUCAAUGUAUAAUGGACUUCCAGAGCAAAGGAAAGACAGCAGAAUGUUCACAGUAAGUUAUCCGUUAUGUACAAAAGCUCCAUACCUGAUGGGCUUUCAGGUUGCACACUAUCAUGCAUCUAAGUUUUUGGCCCAUCUCCCUGUCUUUUAAAUGAUAAAAUUUGUUUCAUGUUCUUUCUGUCAAAAGGUACCAGCAAAUGCUCCACAGAAAUUUGGUUUACCUGGCCACGAUAGCAGACUCCAAUCAGAACAUGCAGUCUCUGCUCCCUGCUGUGAGUAUGGUUCCAGGGCGAAGGGCAGUGAUUUUACAACAACAGGGACAUAGGUGCUGAUUCACUCCGACACAUUUUUGCCAGAGAGAAAACAUGAAGCUUACAAGAUUUCAUCAAGUUGUACAGAUACUGUACAAUUUCAAAGAAGGUGUUGUUAUUGGCUCCGAUAGUUCAAAGAUUGUGGUCAGUUAUGUCAAAUCCUGAACCAAGCAUAGACUAGUAUUUUUUUAUUGCCCCCAACAUGACUCUCUAUUUGAAGGUGUCUAAUAAUACCCUCUCCAUAAUAUUCCCUUCACCAUCUGAUAUUAUUAUAAUAAUAAUAAUAAUAUAUAGGCCUAGAUCAUGACUUGACAUAAGGGCAUAGACAGGCAACAACAGAGCUAUGCUGCAAUUAAAGAAUACCCUCUAUAUAUACAUUACACUGCUAGUCAGAAAUUCCACUAGAUACGUCAAGUACAGGAAAUUAAACCAGAAUACGGGUUACCCUUUCCCUUUUGCUUGUAUAUCUACCGCUGUCAAGCUCUGACGAUAUAUUUUGUGGUGCAUGUGAGAUUGACUGUAAUAAUAUGAUAUGCCUCAUAUGCCACCCAAAUGCAAGCUUGCCCGGUCUCCCCUAUUGUUGGACAAAGGGGAGGUGUAUAAUGUUCACCUAGAUGCUCUGUACUUGAUUUCAGAAGUGUGACUCCCCUACUCCCCCAGAGGUAAAGCUUGAAGUGAGUAUGGAAGGAGAAGUGGUGUUUGAAUAAUGGUAGUUGUGAUAGGGUGUCUUGGUUCACACAAUAUUCAUACUGUGUAUUUCAGGCUAUGUACCAUAAAUAUACAAACAGGGUGUUUUAUUGUGACACGUCACACCUCUGAGACACAUUGCUGGUAAUAGGCUAAUUGAUGGCCUUUACAAUAGUAUGAGAUAGUGUAAUGUAAUGGUAUACUCUGUUGAUAGGCCGAUUACUUGUUGCUUCAAUCUGGCGCUGUGAAAUAGUGGAUAGAUUAACAUGUCAUAUCCAGAGAUUAUACUGUGCAUUCGGAAAGUAUUAAGACCCCUUCAGUUUUUCUACAUUUUGUUACGUUACAGAUCCUCUCAAGCUCUGUCCGGUUGGAUGGGGAGCGUCGCUGCACAGCUAAUUUCAGGUCUCUCCAGAGAUAUUCGAUCGGGUUCAAGUCCGGGCUCUGGCAGGGCCACUCAAGGACAUUCAGAGACUUGUCAUGAAACCACUCCUGCGUUGUCUUGGCUGUGUGCUUAGGCUCGUUGUCCUGUUGUGAAGGUGAACCUUCGCCCCAGUCUGAGGUCUUGAGCGCUCUGGAGCAGGUUUUCAUCUACGAUCUUGCUGUACUUUGCUCCGUUCAUCUUUCCCUCGAUCCUGAGUAGUCUCCCAGUCCCUGCCGCUGAAAAACAUCCUCACAGCAUGCUGCUGCCACCACAAUGCUGUACCAUAGGGAUGGUAUUGGCCAGGUGAUGAGCGGUGCCUGGUGUCCUCCAGACGUGACGCUUGGCAUUCAGACCGAAGAGUUCAAUCUUGGUUUCAUCCGACCAAAUAAUCUUGUUUCUCAUGGUCUGUCCUUUAGGUGCCUUUUGGCAAACUCCAAGUGGGCUGUCAUGUGCCUUUUACUGAGGAGUGGCCUCCGUCUGGCCACUCUACCAUAAAGGCCUGAUUGGUGGAGUUCUGCAGAGAUGGUUGUCCUUCUGGAAGGUUCUCCCAUCUCCACAGAGGAACUCUGGAGCUCUGUCAGAGUGAACAUUGGGUUCUUGGUCUCCUCCCUGACCAAGGACCUUCUCCCCCGAUUGCUCAGUUUAGCCAGGCGGCCAGCUCUAGGAAGAGUCUUGGUUGUUCCAAACUUCUUCCAUUUAAGAAUGAUGGAGGCCACUGUGUUCUUGGGGACCUUCAAUGCUGUAGACAUUUUUUGGUACCCUUCCCCAGAUCUGUGCCUCGACACAAUCCUGUCUCGGAGUUCUACGGACAAUUCCUUCGACCUCAUGGCUUAGUUUUUGCUCUGACAUGCACUGUCAACUGUGGGACCUUUAUAUAGACAGGUGUGUGCCUUUCCAAAUCAUGUCCAAUCAAUUGAAUUUGCCACAUGUGGACUCCAAUCAAGUUGUAGAAACAUCUCAAGGAUGAUCAAUGGAAACAGGAUGCAGCUAAGCUCAAUUUCGAGUCUCAUAGCAAAGCAUCUGAAUACUUAUGUAAGCUAUAUCUAUUUUUUGUGCAAAAAUGUCUAAAAACCUGUUUUCGCUUUGUCAUUAUGUGUGUAUUGUGUGUAGAUUGAUGAGGGGGAAAAAUUAUUUAAUCUCUUUUAGAAUAAGGCUGAAACGUAACAAAAUGUGGAAAAGGUGAAGGGGUCUGAAUACUUUCUGAAUGCACUGUAUAUCCAGAGAUGUCAUGUCCACAGAAAGAUGAGGCCUGAGUCUUUUAAUUCUGUACCUUCAACAGCAUUUGCUUUUAUUUUGAACGUGAUCGUUUCUGAUCCUUCUUUUUUUAAGAUUGCAUGGUCAUCCAUCCAUCCUUCCUCUCUCCCCCCUUUCUCACAUGGCUCAGAUAUGUAUCUUAACACGGAUGGUGUUUCUCUCCCUGUGUCUCUGUGUUGUCUGUCUGUAGCCACCCACUCAGAACAUGCCCAUGGGCCCUGGUGGGAUGAACCAGAGUGGAGCGCCGGGCCCCCAGCCCCCCCACGGACACAACAUGCCCUCGGAGGGCAUGGUCAGCGGCGGCCCCCCAGCCCCACACAUGCAGAACCAGAUGAAUGGACAGAUGCCUGGUAAGUGACCUCCCCUCCCCGUCACCUCCUUCUCCCUCAGUCCCUGUCUCACUCACUAGGGUUGCCUAGCAACACCACAGCUGGGAGAGGAUGGUGCUCUGCUAAACAAUGAUGUCACCCAUCUGUCUGUGAGCUCUGGUGGUCUUUUAGGAGAAGGAACAGUCAGAUGUGUCCAAUUUGUAAGUCGCUCUGGAUUAGAGUGUCUGCUAAAUGAGGUAAAUGUGUCAUGAUGCCCCCAGAACUAGCCACACUAGGAACCAAAUGUGUUAUUUAUUUUAGCAGACGCUCUUAUCCAGAGCAACUUACAGGAGCAAUUAGGGUUAAGUGCCUUGCUCAAGGGCACAUCAACAGAUUUUUCACCUAGUCGGCUCGGGAUUAGAACCAGCGACCUUUCGGUUACUGGCACCACGCUCUUAACCACUAAGCUACCUGCCGCCAAAUUUGAAAUGGAAUUACAUAGAAAACAAUGGAACAGGGUGAAUUCAAAAUUUUUAUUAAAACACGAUUUAAAUGUAUUUUCGGAAGGCCUGUGGUCUCCAUUCAGGUAAUACAUUAAAUAUAUACAUCAGACAGUAUUGGGGAGCUUUUUCAUGGUUUUUUUCACGGGUACAUUAUUUUCCCAGUUCAAUCUUAUAGCAAGCCUAUCUGCUUUGCAGCCCUGUUGUGACAGAGUGGAAGGGCAAAGCAGACUGUCAUAUGCCCCGAAAUAUUUUGAUGUGCAACUUGGAAUAAAAAUGUGAGAGGACCAGUGCUUCUAUAGUGAAAUAAAUCUCACAUCUGUGCUGUUUGUGAGCGAUGUUGUUAGGCUACAAUGUAUCGUUGUUUCCUCUUCAGAGCCCACUGGUGCACAAGUGAUACGUUGUAUAAUUUCACUUGACCGUGAGAACCACCAGUUUUUUCAAGUCUUGCACUGUAUUUUCUGAAGGUUUGUAUAAAAAUUCAUGUCAUUUGAGUAGCCUAUAGGCCUACUAUAAAAAAAAAUCUAAACUGAUUAGAUCCCCCUCUCUAAAACCCUGAACGAACGCGCUAUCCAGCGCAAAGCCCGCCACCUGAUCUACAGCCCAGACCACUCCACUGCUUUGAUCUCCCAUCGCGCCACCACUGCUUUGAUCGCCCAUCAGGUUAGAGAAAUCAGACAAUUAACCCCCUAAAGUCAAUUGACGCACCGGUGCGUCAGUCUAAGUAACGUAAUAAAAUAAUCCCCAUCAAAAUCCGUCAAUUUAAACUAGAGAUAUAUUUUUGGUUUCGUUGCAUUGGAUGCGUCUCAAUCUGCCGAUGUCGCACUUUCGCAUCUGCGGUGAAAGGUAGCAGAGCUAGAGCAGUGUUUGUCAGACCAUGUGACAUCCCGAAACUAUUAUGACUCCACUGUGGAAAGGGAAGAUUCUCACUAACACGAUGGUGUUCUCCAUUUUGCUCUAGGACCCCCCCCACAAGUGUCACGGAACUCGUCUGAAGGUAACCGGUACCGGUUUUAAAAAAAAUGAAUGGAAGUAUGAAGGUAGUUUUGUGCUUACCCAAAAAAAGGGGUUAAAUAUGUGUAAAAAAAAAAAAUAUGUAUACAAAAUAUUUCCUGAGCUUUCAUAUAUCUCCUAAAUAUAGGAAAAACACUUCAAAAUAUUGAUUCUAAUGUGUAGUUACCCUUUAAUUAUUGUGUGCACCCAGCCAGAGACCAUUGUUUGGUUAGUGAUGUUUCUAUAGCGCUCAUGUGAUUGCAGAGUUUGCAAAACAAAUGGCCACUGGAUUGAAGCAAAUAAUCAUGAUAUCAUUCUGCCAGGUAGGCAUAGGCUAACUUUGUAGUUAAUGUUUAACCCACUACAGUCGAUGUACGUGCCCCUGCGGAACUCAAAUUAGCAUAAUAAAUUUAAAAAAUCCAUAAAAAUCUGUCUGUUUUAGCUAGAAAUAUGUUUUUUGCAUGUGCUGUCUCAAUCCACUGUACCGCCAAUGGUGACCUUCCACAUCUGCGGUGGAAGGUGGCUGAGCUACAGCGGUGUUUGUCAGACCAUGAGACAUCACGAAAAUCGGUCUUCUCACUAAAACGUCUGUAGCGUCCGAAUGGUUUGGCCUACAAAGUGAAAACAUGUUUUUAGACAUUUAUUGAAAAUUAAAUACAGAAAUAUCUCAUUUGCAUAAGUAUUCAUGCCCCUGAGACAAUACAUGUUAGACUCACCUUUUGCAGCGAUUACAGCUGUGAGUCUUUCUGGCUAAGUCUCCAAGAGCUUUGCACAUCUGGAUUGUACAAUAUUUGCCCAUUAUUCUUUUUAAAGUUCUUCAAGCUCUGUCAAGUUGGUUGUUAAUCAUUUUCAAGUCUUGCCAUAGAUUUUCAAGCAGAUUUAAGUCAGUACUGUAACUAGGCCACUCAGAAACAUUCAAGGGUAAGCAACUCCAGUGUAGGUUUGUUUUAAGUUAUUGUCUUGCUGAAAGGUGAAUUUGUCACCCAGUGUCUGUUGGAAAACCGAUUGAACCAGGUUUUCCGCUAGGAUUUUGCCUGUGCUUAUAGCUCUAUUCCAUUUAUUUUUAUCCUAAAAAACUCCCUAGUCCUUGCCGAAGAUAAUCAUACCCAUAACAUGAUGCAGCCACCACCUUGCUUGAAAAUAUGAAGAGUGGUACUCUGUGAUGUGUUGGAUUUGCCCCAAACAUAACACUUUAUAUUCAGGACAUAAAGUUAAUUUCUUUGCCUUGUUUUUUGCAGUUUUACUUUUGUGCCUUAUUGGAAACAGGAUGCAUGUUUUGGAAUAUUUUUAUUCUGUACAGGCUUCCUUCUUUUCACUUCAAUUAGGUUAGUAUUGUGGAUUAACUACAGUUUCCUCCCUAUCACAGCCAUUAAACUCUAACUGUUUUAAAGUCACCAUUUGCCUCAUGGUGAAAUCCCUGAGCGGUUUCCUUCCUCUCCAGAAACGGAGUUAGGAAGGACGCCUGUAUCUUUGUAGUGACUGGAUGUGUUGAUACACGAUCCAAAGUGUAAUUAAUAACAUUUUAUUUUUAACCAUCUAUCAAUAGGUGCCCUUCUUUGCGAGGCUUUGUAAAUCCUCCCUUGUCUUUGUGUUUGAAUCUGUGUUUGAAAUUCACUGCUUGACUGAUAGACCUUACAGAUAAUUGUAUGUGUUGGGUACAGAGAUGAGGUAAUCAUUCAAAAAUCAUGUUAAACACUUAUUGUACACAGAGUGAGUCCAUGCAACUUAUUAUGUGACUUGUUAAGCAAAUGUUUUACUCCUGAACUUAUUUAGGAUUGCCAUAACAAAGGGGUUCUAUACUUAUUGACUCAAGACAUUUCAGCUUUUCAUGUUUUAUUUGUAAAUGUUUCUAAAAACAUAAUUCCACUUUGACAUUAUGUGGUAUUGUGUGUCAAGCAAGAGGUGUGAAUACUUUCUGAAGGCAUUGCAUAUAUGGAAGUAGUUUAGUGGCAAAAUGUUUAGUUAAAUAUGGGUUAAAAAAUAUCUAAUAGCUAAAUGAUCAUGGUAUGACCAUCUUAAAACAAUUCUUAAUGAUUAACUGAGAAGGUUUUUGGGAAAUCCUUUCCAUCGCUACCAGAAGACUGUUAUCGUUUAGCAUCAUUGCUAACAUUGCAGUGUGUGUGUGUGCGCACGGCACACACACACAGGGGCAUUCCUGUGCCGUUUCACUGAUGCAUUUUGUGAUUAACUUGGGAAAAGUAUAAAAUGUUCUAAGUUAAUUAAUUAAGUACAUUUUUGGGGGAGGAAUAUUGUUGAAUUCCGUUUUAAUGUCUGGAUUCCGUGAUUCCGUCUGUGUUCUGCGUAAUGUGUAUUUUAUAGUGCCCUACUGAACAACCCAUAUGGGCCGGUGUGGGAUGGAAAGGUAGUUAAGGUAUUUGUCUGACUUUUCCUAUUGUUUUUUUCCUGAUAAUUUUGGUCAUAAAGUCAGUCUAGCCCAAAACAGCGAUUUGCGAGUUAAUUAGGAAAAAUGGUAUGUCACGGGAUGAAAGAUGUAACAGUUUUCCUUGGGUUUAUCAUGCCCACAGCUGGCAGCAAUUCCGAGCGCAGCUGCACACGACCCGAUCGUAAUGCCCAUGGUCAAUUUGGUCAAUUUGGUUUGACAUUCGAUAUCCCUAUGGGGAUAGUUAGGGACCAUCAGUAAAUUAAACAACGUACAUAGGACAAUAUUUAAAAUGUCAAUAGCUGCAUAUUUCUGACUUAAAACCUCAAACCAACUAUAAAUUGUAGAAAUUCAUAUACAGAUAUUGAAAUCAUUUUAAUGAGACAACUAAAAGUGCAAUUAAUAGUUGGUUUGCAACAUAAAAAUAUUGUCCCAUUUACAUUGUGUAAUUAAGCAUUCACAUGUGUUUUACACUUUAUCAAGCUGUUGCUGAUCGCUUCUAUUUAUGCCAAAUCAUUUGACCGCUGUAGGUUGAGAUUCAUGUUUCCUAACGUUAUUCCUUUACAAUUUUCUGUAGCGAAUAGAGAAGACUAUAUACCCAUCACAUCCAACAUUAUGGAAAUGAAGUCCCCAUGUGUUUGUAACUCAAAUGUGUGCUUGGGUCAGGAUUGGAAAUGUGUGAAACGUAUCAACGAGAGAAAGAAGCCAAUUCAAUCUUACCAUAGAAGUUCUCUCUAGUUUUCGCACUCAUGCCAUGAACGAGAAAAUAAUAGCAUCAUUAAAGGGGGGCUGAACUUGAUUUAGCCUCGGUUUUAAUUCUCCUUAUUAGGAAAUGCGACAUUUGGGAACGAGAUUUGGGUCUUGGAGGCGUGCUUUGAUGUGGGUGUCUCGUGUGUGUGUCGAACGUGGGAAGCGCUUGUACUUUCACUCUGCCAAAACAAUACAUAGUUAGUCACUCACCCUUCUAGAUAACUUGAAACAGUCUAACCAGGUAUUGUGUCUGGAAGUAGUCUAGACUAGGUAGCAAGCUAGCCAAAUAAUUUUGCCAAGUAGCUGGUUUGCGACCGUGGCAAAGUUGGUUUGACUUUGGAUAGCCUAUCUCUGGGGCUAGUUGGGGACCGUCAAUAAACUACAUUUUAAGGAAUAUUCUUUGGAAUAUAUCCAUUAUAAAAACAAGAGAAAGCAAUAUAAUUGGAUGAAUUAGAGAAAAUAUUAGUUGAGAUGCAGCCACCACUCGUGUGUGGAUUGCUAUUUCUAAAAUCAAUAUGGACAGCACCUGUGCUGAAAGUUGAGAAGGCACAUUUACUAACGAGGGCUUUGUUGGCGCAUUUGUGGCGUAUUACCUGUUUGACAGACACAAUUAUGCUUUCCAUAUAUUUGUCGGUAUAGCUAUUUCCUCCAAUACUGUCACCAUGCACUCCUUAAAUAGGCCUACCUCCUCCUUUCUGCGUCAGACUCGGGCGUCAUGUCUGGGGUGGAAAAGCAACUUCUGAAAGUACCAUGCUUAGAUUCAUAAUGACAUCUCGGAUUGAAUUAUUUACUAAAAGCGACCGUUUUGUUGAAAACAAGACACUGGUUUGGUAUUGAAGAAAUACGGUAAGAUUAGAUUAGGUAUUAAUAGAGACUGAUGAUAUUACCACUGUAAUCAGAUCGAGCCCACUAACCACGUGUUAAAUGUGUAUUGUAGGGCUAUGAUUUGGGCAGCUAGUAGGCUAUUUGCUAAUAAUUAUUUUCUGGCUUGCCGACUAGCUACAAUCUCAGGGAAAAAUUGGCUGGAUGCCAAACCUAGUUGCCAACACCUGUUGUAUAUUCUACAUUUAAUCACCCCUUUCACCGUAAUCAUCAACAUCUUCAUUCAGAUCAUUCAAAAAUGUGUGGAUACAGUGCUAAACCUGAAGAUCUCGUGGUUCUCUCUGUGUAGUAAAAGUAUUGGUGUUGCUCGCCAGUGCGCUCUGAAGAAGAAACAACGAUACAUUGUAGCCUAACAACAUCGCUCACAAACAGCACAGAUGUGAGAUUUAUUUCACUAUAGAGGAACUGGUCCUCUUACAUUUGUAUUCCAGGUUGCACAUCAAAAUAUUGAAUGGCAUGUCAGAUGGUCUGCCCUGCCCAUAAGUCAUGAAAAGCAUAGGGUUGCUAUAAGAUUGAAAUGGGAAAAUAAUGUACCUGUGAUAAAACUAUGAAAUGGUUCCCCAAUACCAUUUGAUGUAUAUAUUUAAUGUAUUACAUGAAUGGAGACCACAGCCCAAGUCGUGUUUUCUAUGUAAUUCCAUUUCAAAUGUGGCUCCCAGUGCAGCAGGUUCAGGGGGUAUUACUGCGCAUCUGACUGUUUCUUGUCUUUAUAUUUCUAGGUGGUCUUGGACUCCACUUCACUGUGGUAGUGUUUAUAUGCGUGUUUGUUUGAGUGAGAGAGACUGUUAGCAUUUAUUCUACUUUGUUAUGCCGCAGGGUAGAUUGGGCAAUUAUUACCAGUUGUCAAGGCUCUAUACAGCACACAUGCUUGUAAAUAUUAGAAUAGGGAGAAAAUACUUUCUCAGGAGAGAGUGUUUUAAUUUAACAGUUCAAUCUUAAUCUCUGUACCUAAUGGUAAUAUCUUCCUGAAGGUUAAAUGGUCUGCCCUUCUUCUUUUGUCCCAGGUCCCAAUCACAUGCCCAUGCAGGGCCCCGGGCCUGGCCCCAACCAGCCUCCCAACAUGCCUGGCAGCGGCGCCAUGAACAUGCCCCCCAGCAGCCACGGCCCCAUGGGUGGCUACAACCAUGCUGUGCCCUCGUCUCAGGGCAUGCCUGCCCAGGGCCAGAUGAACAUGACCCAGGGACCCAUGGGCAGCUACGGCCCCCGGCCCAACAUGAACAUGCAGCCUAACCAAGGUACAGGAAAGAGGGGGGAAAAAAGUAUCCUUGGUAGACCUUCACUUUGUUCCUUAUCACCUCAAUCACUGGACUUUCAUUUGUCCUUUUUUUUUUCUUCCAAAUUGGGUUCUUUAAUGAAAUAUUGUCUAUAUUUGUGUUGUUCCUGCCCCAGGCCCCAUGAUGCACCAGCAGCCUCCCUCCCAGCAGUACAACAUGCCCCCUGGGGGUGGCGGGCAGCACUACCAGGGCCAGCAGAACCCCAUGGGCAUGAUGGGUCAGGUCAACCAGGGAAACCAUGUCAUGGGGCAGAGGCCCAUGCCCCCUUACAGACCCCCACAGCAAGGUAUGCUCCGCUCCACAGAUUGGAUCACUGGGCCCAAGGGCAAGACGCUUGGUUUGACUUGACACAGGGCUGCAACCUCCUCUCCUGUACCUAACCCCCUCUCCUCUUCAUCUUUAAGUGGAGCUAUCUUUCACUUCCAUUGUCAUUGCUCACAGACGCAGGUAGCCCCAUAACCAUAGAAGGAACACUCACCCAGGCGCCCUGAAGGUUGUUGUCAGCCCCAGCACUACUAAACUGUAGUUUGGUGACCAACGAGACUCACACAGGAGCUCUCUAGCAAAUAAGCGGUCAAAAUUCCAACCUCACUCCCCUUCCCCGCCGAAAUUACCCCCCAACAACACCUUGAAUCUACCUGUGUGUGUGUUGUGUGCCGUGUGUGUAUGUGUAUGUAGGACCCCCUCAGCAGUACCCAGGGCAGGAAGACUACUAUGGCGACCAGUACAGUCACGCAGGACAGGGAGCUUCAGAAGGUAGGAGAUCAAACCAACCGCUUGCUCGCUCGUAGAAUCAACCAAACCACUCCGCCCGUUUAAGUUUCACUUAGAGGAGCUGUGUUGAGGCAUGGAGAAGGACAGAGGAUGGAGAGCGUAACAAAGCAAAACAUUGUGUGAUAGAUGGUGACACUGUCCCUCAGAUAUGGAAGUGGAUCGUUCAGCACCACUUCACACCCGAGCCUUAUCCAGAUCAUCAAUGGUUUAUUUCGGUUCCAACGCGGUUAUCUAGAACAUUUGUGGAAGUAGAAAAUGAAAGAAAGUCGUCUUAACUAUUCAGUUGGACAUUAGUCACUGUGUUCUGUAAGUCUGGCCAGAAGGAAGCUCUGAUGUUCGGUUUGCCCGCCCACCGUCCCACCGGGGCUGUGCGUUGUCGAUAAACAAAUAGCUAGUCGGCUAGUUAUUUUAUCGAACCGUGAUCUUGUGGAGGUGGGGCUCCAAAUUCAUACAGCAAUUCCAUCUAGGAAGAUUAUCUCAGGUGGUGCUUUUAGCGGAAGCAGACGUCCUACUUUAGCAGAAGCCCCACAUAAGAGUUAGCAGACUUGUCAGAUGUGUUAAAGACUCAUGCCGUAAAAGGAGACUAGUCGGACUGGGAUGAUUUCCCCAGUGAUUUCCCACCCCUUCAUAGUGAUUUUGUGUCAAAGCAUCAACAUAAAGAAGUAUUCUCAAAUGAAUACAUUUCUCUUCCAUGUGUCACUUUCUACACCUUUUCUACUUUCUACUCCCUUUGAAAUGUUGACACAGCACUCUCCAGUCUCCAAUAUCUAGGUUGUACUCUGAUGGGAAUUACAGGAUUUAAAUAUUGUCUUGGGAAAAUAAGUAUAUUCUCGAAAUAAAGUAUUUUUCUCCCAUGAUUAGUUAUUACUUUUGCAAAAAUAUAUUUAUGAACAUUUCUAUGCACACAAAAACUGUGUGAAGCACAAUAAAUGAUGUUUAUGUGUAUAUAACAAUAUAUUUUAAUCCCCUGAAUUUCCCCCCCAUUGACUUCUAUCACCUCCAAAAUGGACAUGAAAUAACAUGUCUUCCUAUCUCCCUGUGAAGUAAUGCUAUAGGUGAUGGUGAGUACGGUUUGCUUUAGCCACCGUUUCCUGAUCAAGGCUUUGAUUUCUCAGAACAAUACUACCAAGGAGGUGUCAAUGUAGCUUCACAGAAAUGUACGUAGGGAAAAAGAUAUCGUAGCGUCUAAAGCCACAUAAUGACUUAUGGAACUUUUGUGUUGCUAAGGUUGUGUUCAAUAACUGCAGUAGCCUAAAUGCUAGCUUUUACAAUUAACAUGCCUAAAAUACACUUUCUACACCAGUAUUAUUUCUCCCAAUUAGCCUUCCCUGGCCAGCUUUGUUCAGGUUAAGGGAGGUUGAGUUGAGUCUGUGCUCUGUUUUCUGCCUUCCUACAUCUUUUUAUUAUUCUUGAUUUUUCACUCACAAAUAUUUCAUUUCUCUUAAAUGUUGACGUUCAAGCUUUUUUUUAAACGGCUCAUAGCAGGUGUCAGGUAAGGAUGCUGAAAAGGUGUCACUAUAACAAUUCUCUUGCAUAUCAAAAACAAAACUCCUCUUAAUGGGUGUGCUCACAGUGUUGGUUCUUUUCUCCUGUGGUUUUUGUCUUGUCUGCCAGAGCGAGACCCAGCAGCCAACCAACAGUCCCCCUAUGAAAAAGAUCAUGGUUUGUUAACUUUGUUUGUUAACAGCCUAAAUCAGUGUUUUCAAAACAUUCGGAUCAGGGUUGGUGUCAAUUUCCUGUUCAGUUUAGUCAAUUCAGGAAGUAAACUGAAAUUCCAAUCAUAACAUUUUGAAUUGGAAUUUCCGUUUACCUCCCGAGUUUAUUGAAUUGAAAUGGAAUGGACCUCGUCCCUGAUUCUGGCCACACUAAGCACUGCUGUGCUGUCUGCUGUUAUGUCGUAGAGCCUGGUUCAGAUACUGUAAUGUCACAGAUACUGUAAUGUCUUUCUGUUGCCCCCUGUAGGAAACGCCCAGUAUGGCCAGCAGCAGGAGGCCUACCAGCAAGGUCCCCCUCAGCAGCAGGGCUACCCCCCACAGCAGCAGUACCCCGGACAGCAGGGCUACCCUGGACAGCAACAGGGUUAUGGUGGGUGGAUAUCUCCCAUUUGACUCCCUCUUUCUCUGUUUCUCUCUCUUUUUCUGUUUCUCUCUCUUUAUCUAUUUGUCUCGCUCGCUUCUCUCUCUUCUCUCGCUCUAUCUUUCCAUAGCUGAUCACAUUGUCUAUACACCGUUUUACAUCAAUGGGAGUAAAACGUUGUUUGUGUUUUCCGCUGCUCUGAAUUUGACUGGCAGUCAGUCCACACUAAUCCUGUAGGAGGCACCAUUUAGUUUCGAUUUAGUUGCCUUGAAACAUCAGUCCUUGAUUCAAAAUGUCACCAACCCAGAGCCUCCCGUUUGUUUACUGUACCACGCCACUGUCUUCCUAAUUGACAUUGUGACCUUUCAAUGUCGCAGCAGCACUGUCAAGGCUACAGACACUGGCCCGUUGAUCAGAAGAGGGAGCUGGCAGACAAUGUGCUGUGUUAGGUGUCCCUCUAUUACUCCGAUGGGUCACUGUAUAGGCCUAGUCACUGUAUUAUAGGAAGUUCAGAAAGUGAGGGAUGGAGUGCGAGAGAAUGAGUGAAAGAGAAGGGAAGAGGUCAGGCUUAUGGGUAAUCUCCCUCGGCAGUGUGUGCGAGUGGGCCUUCUCCCCUUCGUUUUUAAAAUCCUGUCAGCUCUUCCUCUCCCUCUUUCUCUCUCUCUGAGCCAGAGGCCUUUCUCUCAUGUCAGUAAUGAGCUGGUGGAGAGAGGCAGAGGCUGUGAGGUAGGCUCCAUCUGGCACACAAACACACGCUCGUUCACUCUCGCAGGCGGGCCCCCACAAGGUUAAGCUUUGCGGUGUUUGCAUUACGAGCACCCUAACGAUGUUGCGUGGGUCUCGUUUGACUUGGCCCCAGUCAGUCAGGCAUCGUAUCACUGAUCAGCCGUUGGAAAGCCUGAUAGCGCGGCGCUACGCGGCUGUACGGUAACACCAGUGCAGUGGUAGUAUUGAGGCUGUCGGAUGAAGUGGUUUUUAAUGAGGCUCCGCUUCUCUAAUGAAGGCCCACGGAAUCUCCUUGAUGUCUUCUUGCAUUAGACGACUUAACACCCAGCACCGUCCCUGGUGCUGGCUACAGCUCCGGCUGCAGUUAGUCAGACUCUCUCAUUACAGAGAAGAGUGGGCCAGUGUCAGUGUGGAGCCAAACUUCAACAAAUGGCCCAGGGCCCAACUAAUACUACCCACUAGUCUCUCUCUGCCAUGCCUCUGUCGGUCUGCCUGUCAGUGGUUCUGUCUAUUAACUACAGUGUGUUCAUGGAUAGAUAGAGGUGGAUUGACACUGAGUUCCCCUGAAGCUCUCAAUGGUGCAAGAAGAAGACGUGUCAUAAUGAUUGACAUCGAACAACAAAAUCAGGGAAUCUACAAUGCUGUUACGCUCCCAGACUGUGUGCAUUUUAUUAUUGAACAGACAAUGUAUUUGUGUGCCUAUUUGGUGUGAAUAACAGUAUCGUCAUGUAAUAUUUGUCAGACAUCCAUAACCUUUGAUCUCUGUGUGUCCGCCAGGUCCGUCCCAGGGAGCCCCAGGCCAGUAUCCCCAGGGUUACCCCCAGGGCCAGGGACAGCAGUAUGGGGCCUACCGGGGCCCCCAGCCCGGCCCCCCUCCGGCCCAGCAACAACGCCCAUACCCAGGCUACGACCAGGUGAGCAUGAGCCCAUGAGUAGGCAGGUCUUACUGUGUCCAUGUAUGUUGACUAGAGAUGGAUAGAAGUUAAAGAUGAGAUAUAACAUUUAGUUUGUCCAGGGUUCAGGGAGUGUCCGUAAGUAAGUGUCCAUAAGCAAGAGACCAGGGAGGAGUAGGUGUCUUGUGCAUGCUGACGUUGUAUGGGGAGUUUAAUAUAUACAGUUGAAGUCAGAAGUUUACAUACACUUAGGUUGGAGUCAUUAAAACUCAUUUUUCAGCCACUCCACACAUUUCUUGUUAACAAACUAUAGUUUUGGCAAGUCGGUUAGGACAUCUACUUUGUGCAUGACACAAGUAAUUUUUCCAACAAUUGUUUACAGACAGAUUAUUUCACUUAUAAUUCACUGUAUCACAAUUCCAGUGGGUCAGAAGUUUACAUACACUAAGUUGACUGUGCCUUUUAACAGCUUGGAAAAUACCAGAAAAUGAUGUCAUGGCUUUAGAAGCUUCUGAUAGGCUAAUUGACAUCAUUUGAGUCAAUUGGAGGUGUACCUGUGGAUGUAUUUCAAGGCCUACCUUCAAAUGCAGUGCCUCUUUGCUUGACAUCAUGGGAAAAUCAAAAGAAAUCAGCCAAGACCUCAGAAAACAAAUUGUAGACCUUCACAAGUCUGGUUCAUCCUUGGGAGCAAUUUCCAAACGCCUGAAUGUACCACGUUCAUCUGUACAAACAAUAGUAUGCAAGUAUAAACACCAUGGGACCACGCAGCCGUCAUACCACUCAGGAAGGAGAUGCGUUCUGUCUCCUAGAGAUGAACGUACUUUGGUGCGAAAAGUGCAAAUCAAUCCCAGAACAACAGCAAAGGACCUUGUGAAGUUGCUGGAGGAAACGGGUACAAAAGUAUCUACAUCCACAGUAAAACGAGUCCUAUAUCGACACAACCUGAAAGGCCGCUCAGCAAGGAAGAAGCCACUGCUCCAAAACCGCCAUAAAAAGCCAGACUGGUUUGCAACCGCACAUGGGGACAAAGAUCGUACUUUUUGGAGAGAUAUCCUCUAGUCUGAUGAAACAAAAAUAGAACUGUUCGGCCAUAACGACCAUCGUUAUGUUUGGAGGAAAAAGGGGGUGCCUUGCAAGCUAAAGAACACCAUCCCAACCGUGAAGCACGGGGUGGCAGCAUCAUGCUGUGGGGGUGCUAUGCUGCAGGAGGGACUGGUGCACUUCACAAAAUAGAUGGCAUCAUGAGGAAGGAAAAUUAUGUGGAUAUAUUGAAGCAACAUCUCAAGACAUCAGUCAGGAAGUUAAAGCUUGGUCGCAAAUGGGUCUUCCAAAUGGACAAUGACCCCAAGCAUACUUCCAAAGUUGUGGCAAAAUGGCUUAAGGACAACAAAGUCAAGGUAUUGGAGUGGCCAUCACAAAGCCCUGACCUCAAUCCUAUAGAAAAUGUGUGGGCAGAACUGAAAAAGCGUGUGCGAGCAAGGAGGCCUACAAACCUGACUCAGUUACACCAGCUCUGUCAGGAGGAAUGGGCCAAAAUUCACCCAACUUAUUGUGGGAAGCUUGUGGAAGGCUACCUGAAACGUUUGACCCAAGUUAAACAAUUUUAAAGACAAUGCUACCAAAUACUAAUUGAGUGUAUGUAAACUUCUGACCCACUGGGAAUGUGAUGAAAUACAUAAAAGCUGAAAUAAAUCAUUCUCUCUACUAUUAUUCUGACAUUUCACAUUCUUAAAAUAAAGUGGUGAUCCUAACUGACCUAAGACAGGGAAUUCUUACUAGGAUUAAAUGUCAGGAAUUGUGAAAAACUGAGUUUAAAUGUAUUUGACUAAGGUGUAUGUAAACUUCCGACUUCAACUGUAGUUACUAAGACGGUUUGAUGUGUUUAGCCAGCUUACAUUAUGGUUCUCCUCUGUUAGGAGAAACCUACCUUCUCAGUUGAGUUGUGAGUUGAAUAAUAUAUUGCCUUGGAUAAUACAGCAAGUCAGAGAAGAGCAGGGUAAUGUAAAGUCUCUCGUCCCAAACGUAAUAUAGAACUUUGGGAGUGUUGACAGGGAGGGGAGAGCUACGUGUUGCCCUGUAUUUUCUGUGGUCCUUUGCGGAGGCCACAGCUACACUUUGAUUCUUUAUCUUUGAAUAUUCAGGGGCACAUGAGGAAAUAAAGACCCAGGGAUUUGAACCCCUGACUAGCUCUGUAAGAAGCAAAGGUAAUGGUUUCUGUGAAGACGUCACCUUAACGUCAAAUCUGGACGUUUGACCUGUUCGCCUAGCCUUGAUUUGCAUUUGUUAUGUUUCUCCUCCUGUCUUCUAUUUAAACAUCUGAUUUCUUUACGUCUUUUUGUAACCAGGGGUCGAACUUUAUGCUUGAGGUCUUCAAAUAUAUCAAGUACAAUCUGUAGGGGAACUUGAGAAAAUGUAGAUGGUUUGAAAUUGACAAAAUCAAUCAAAAAUACAACUCGCCUUACUUAGGUUAUUAUUCAUAUAUGUUUCAUGCAAUUAACUGCAUUUAAAUGUUUUAUGUGUCAUUUAUUAAUACUUAUGCACUGUGUAGAAAUAGUGUCUGAUCAAAGUAGUCCAAUUGAAACUGAAAAUCUGAAAUAUGUUAACUAAUGACAAUUGUAUUCCUAAAGAGAAGCCACUUUCGACCCCUGUUUAGAAAUGAACCUUUAAAAUAAAAAAAACAUGGCCCUCCUAUCAUAUUAAAUGCACAAGUCACAGAGCAGCAUUUUGCCUACUGCUACAGUAUACUGAUAAGAAGUUGCGUCCCUCCUUUCAUGAGCUUUUCUGAGGCCAUGCUGCCACCUGCUGGUUAAAUCCAGCCAAUGCAGCUAAACAGGAAUCUGCAUCUGUAACAUAAGGUUGAUAGCUACCAAAGAUGUGUGUGUUUGCAUCCUAUUUAGAUAUUCAAAUAUUAGCUUUUCUCUAGUAAAUGCUUGUUUGUUCAGAUGUAAAAUGAAAAGUCAUAAAGAUCUGUCCAUUUACAGUACUCUCUUCCUUCCUCCACAGGGUCAAUAUGGAAAUUACCAGCAAUGAGAGAUGGUCAUGGCAGUCACCAAGAGCCCUGCUCUGACCUCUAACCUCUAAACUCGGCUGCAGCUCACUGAGACACUUACACACACACACACACACACACACACACACUUUGUGGUCCUUAUGUGAAAAGUGUAAUUUUUGUUAAUGUCGAUAAUGAGAUGAUUCUGUCCACUUCCAUCACUCCGCUUCUGGUCUGUGUUAAUAGUCUCAAUGCAGCGAUGCCUUAAAAUGAAACAGAGCUGCCUUAUCCAGAGCCCUGCAGAUUGUGAAAUGGGCAAAAAUAACAAGUAACAUUCAUUUUUUGGAUAUCACAGAGGACAGAAUUGUACAGAACUGAACUUCACACUCUAGUGCAAUGGUUCUCCAUCCAAUAGCCCCCCGUUCAUAAGAAGCAAUAAUGCCAAUGGGAGGGGUGGGACAGAGGUGGCGUGAGGAGAUCUUGCACCUGAAACAAAAUUCUGUUAGGCCAUGGUACAUGUCAAGGUCAACAUAUGUGAUGUAAAAAUGUAUUUUAUGCUUUUUAGAUGGAGUUAACUUUGUAUAAGAAUUUGGAGACUAGUAACGUUGAAUAUUGUUUCAUUUUUUUCUCUUGAACUAUGUCUUGAUGUCAUUUUUUUUUUUAGUUGUGAGGACAUUGUAUUCAUCCCCCAUGUUGUUUGUUCUUUUGUUAUUUGUACCCCCUGAAUUCGCUUUGCUUCUUCAGUGACUUGUACAAAGAAUGUGCUUGGGGUAAACAAAUCGGAUGCCUUGGUUUUAUGAAUGGAUUGUACAUAGAAAUCCCUCAAACAAACUGAGAACACCCAUCUGCAUUGAAGCAUCAGUGCUGAAACAUUUAUUUAUUUGGGCAACAGAACUAGAACAUGACCUUUGAGUGGGGCUGUAUUCUGACUUGAGAUAUACGGUGCAUUCGGAAAGUAUUCAGACCCCUUGACUUUUUCCACAUAUUGUUACAUUACAGCCUUAUUCUAAAACUGAUUAAAUUGCUUUUUCCCCUCAAUCUACACACAAUACCCCAUAAUGACAACGCAAAAACAGGUUUUUAGAAAUUUUGAAAAAAUGUAUUACAAAUAAAAAACGGAAAUAUCACAUUUACUGAAGUAUUCAGACCCUUCACUCAGUACUUUAUUGAAGCAUCUUUGGCAGCGAUUACAGCCUCGAGUCUUCUUGCGUAUGGCGCUACAAGCUUGACAUAACUGUAUUUAGGGAGUUUCUCCCAUUCUUCUCUGCAGAUCCUCAAGCUCUAUCAGGUUGGAUGGGGAGCGUCGCUGCAGAGCUAUUUUCAGGUCUUUUCAUAGAGAUGUUUGAUCUGGUUCAAGUCCGGGCUCUGGCUGGGCCACUCAAUGACAUUCAGAGACUUGUCCUGAAGGCACUCCUGUGUUGUCUUGGCUGUGUGCUUAGGGUCGUUGUCCUGUUGGAAGGUGAACCUUCGCCCCGUCUGAGCGCUCUAGAGCAGGUUUUCAUCAAGGAUCUCUCUGUACGUUGCUCCGUUCAUCUUUCCCUCGAUCCUGACUAGUCUCCCAGUCCCUGCCACUGAAAAACAUCCCCACAGCAUGAUGCUGCCACCACCAUGCUUCACCGUAGGGAUGGUGCCAGGUUUCCUCCAGACGUGACUCUUGGCAUUCAGGCCAAAGAGUUCAAUCUUGGUUUCAUCAGACCAGAAAAUCUUGUUUCUCCUUUAGGUACCUUUUGGUAAACUCCAAGCUGGCUGUCGUGCCUUUUUACUGAGGAGUGGCUUCCGUCUGGCCACUCUACCAUAAAGGCCUGAUUGGUGGAGUGUUGCACAGAUGGUUGUCCUUCUGGAACAUUCUCCCAUCUCCACAGAGGAACUCUGGAGCUCUGUUAGAGGGACCAUCGGGUUCUUGGUCACCUCCCUGACCAAGGCCCUUCUCCCCCGAUUGCUCAGUUUGGCCGGGCGGCCAGCUCUAGGAAGUGUCUUGCUGGUUCCAAACUUCUUCCAUUUAAGUAUGUUGGAGGCCUCUGUGUUCUUGGGGACCUUCAAUGCAGCAGAAAUGUUUUGGUACCCUUCCCCAGAUCUGUGCCUUUGCACAAUCCUGUCUCUGAGCUCUAUGGACAAUUCCUUCAACCUCAUGGUUUUUGCUCUGACAUGCACUGUCAACCGUGGGACCUUCUACAGACAGGUGUGUGUGUGUGUGCCUUUCCAAAUCAUGUCCAAUCAAUUGAAUUGACCACAGGUGGACUCCAUUCAAGUUGUAGAAACAGCUCAAGGAUGAUCAAUGGAAACAGGAUGCACCUGAGCUCAAUUUCGAGUCUCAUAACAAAGGGUCUGAAUAGUUAUGUAAAUAAGGUAUUUCUGUUUAUUUUGAAUACAUUUGAUAACUUCUAAAAACCUGUUUUUCGCUUUUUCAUUAUGGGGUAUUGUGUGUAGAUUGAUGAAAAUGUUUUAUUUAAUCAAUUUUAGAAUAAGGCUGUAACGUAACAAAAUGUGGAAAAAGUGAAGGGGUCUGAAUACUUUCGGAAUGCACAGUAUGUGUGUAACACAAUGCGCUGGGCCCAUACUCAUGAAUUGUCUCUGAUUAGGAGAGCUGAAUUGGGAUCAAUUUGGCCUUGGAGAUCACAAUGUGAAAGACUACAUGGACCCUAGAUCAGCACUCCUACUCUGAGAAGGUUUAUGAAUGGGGCACCUGAAUGCUUCCAGUGCCCCCUGCUUCUCCUAAAGGUUAGAAGCAUCUACAGUAUCUGUUGUCAGAAUAUGGCCUUGGCGCUUCAGUGUGCUCUGUUAUUGGACAGCUGGAUAAAAGGUUUAUUCAGUUGAGGUAUAUUCCAAACAUAUGUCUUAUUGUACAUCAGACACAGAUCUCUGUGGUGGAGAAUAGUGUCUGCUCGAUACAUUACAUUUUUAUUUGCAACUUUAUGAACAUGCCCAUACUGAAUAUUCCCAUUAUGGGUCUGAGGGAGUGCUUUGACCACAGACUGUCCGAUCAGACUCACUCGUACAUUCAGUAUAAUCAGCCCAACAUUAGCUUGUUUCAGUCAGAUGGAGUCUUCUUUACAAUGUCGUAAGACAUUUGCCCCCAGAAUAAACGUGUUGUAAUUCAAAGUGUCUUGUUGUACGUUGACCACCAACAGAAUAAUAUGAGUUAGGUACCGUAUAACAUAAAACAUGAAGCUUUGAGAUAGAUUUCCAUUAAUGUCAUGCAACAUUUUACGCUUGUACAGACUUUAGUUGUAUUAUUCUAUGAAACCUUGGGCUUUAUACACUAUUACUAUAUGGACACAUCAUGCACAUGUUACAGAGAAGAGAUAAGUAUAUCAUUGGUUUCCAGUCAGCCUCAAAGGUACUAACCUUGGUAUACUGUAGUACAUAUCUUGUAAUUACUGUUUUAUUUUUCAUUCAGCACCCUGUAGCCAAUAUGAUGGGGUCAUUAUUGUAAGUGUCAUUGUGAUGUUAAAUGGUACAGUAUGUCACUGAAAAACUGCAACAAUAAAUUGCUAGAAUUUUUAUACAGUGUCUUUCUUCAAAUGUCUCUAUUCUCCAAAUGUAUGGACAGAGAUAAUAUUGUCUGUAAGAUUGCUUUGUGAUUUCCUUGUUUUGAAUAUGUCUGUAUUUACUGUAUUGGCAGAAUUGGUUCAAUACGCUCCCACCACACCCUGCAUGCCCGGUCUGUCUGGUCCAGAUGUAUCUGGAGAAGUCCAGGGCACAUUUACACCCAAAAUGACCUCCCUUCUUCUCCCUCUCAGCUCACAUAG